Symbiodinium sp. CCMP2592 is the source of this 1440-nucleotide messenger RNA. The record is from the annotation of a GenBank genome assembly. NCBI's taxonomy places the organism in Eukaryota, Dinophyceae, Suessiales, Symbiodiniaceae.
AUGCAGUCUGAAUGGAACGCGGCAUGGAUCCGGCAGAGGGCGCCAGAGCUCUGCGAUACUGGCGGUCAGCAUCUUUAUGCCCCUGGCAGAUGCCUACGCUGCUUGUCAACUUGUCUUGUGGGUCGUGAGAUGACUCUGACCUUCCAAGUUCUCAGCGAGACCCGCGAAGCCAAGGAAACUUUGGGGUUGCCGCGCUCCUGCAGCGACGAAGAGGUCAAGCAGGCGUACAGAGCUUUGGCCCUCAAGAUCCCCAACUGCACGCAGCACCUGACAGCAGGGCGAUGUGCCAGGCUGUGCUGCAUGUACGUGUACGUGCAGGAUGAGACGAAAAGGCGCUUGGCAACCACCCGCUUCCAGGAGAUUCAGGCUGCCUACGAGACCAUCAUCGACACUAGGACCAGGACCGUCUCUUUAGCAGCUGUUGCCCCUGCCAGUCGCACUCCACUCAUGGCUGCUUGCGAGCGAGGCGAUCUGGAGUCAGCCAGCAGCCUUCUGGCUGCUGCUGCAGACCUCAUGGCACGGGAUGCCACAGGGCGCUCCGCCAUUCUCUUCGCCGCCUCGGCAGCCAAUCUUCAGGUUCUCACGCUGCUGUUGGAGCAUGCCGCUGAUGUGAACAGCUCCAACUGCGCGGGCCACACAUGCGUGAUGUAUGCAGUCGGGGCUGGCAUGCAGGACAUCUCCAAAGCUGCACAGCGGCUGGAUGUUGUGCGGCUGCUUCUGGAUGAAGGUGCUUCUGCCAACGGCGCCACUGGAUACGGCCUGUCUGCACUGAUGCUGGCAUCAGCUUCAGGACGCGUCGAGAUGCUUGAGCUGCUGGUCCAGCGAGCUGCCGAAAUCAAUGCUGCAACGGACAUCGGUUUGACAGCUUUGACCAUGGCGGCUGACAAAGGGCAUGCCGAUGCAGUCAAGUUUCUGUUGCGAAGCACUGCAAGCGCUGACCACCGGUACUCGAAUGACAAGACGGCCCUCAUGGGAGCUGCUGCUUUGGCGCACACAGCCGUCGUCCUCGCGCUACUUGAGGGCCGGGCUGAAGUCAACGCGCGGUCUGGCGACGGGCAGUCUCCGCUUCUGUACGCUGUCGAGUCUGGGCUGAAGGACGGCCUGGUUUGUCCCGUGCCGGGUGAGGUCCACAAGCCAGGGGCGGAGGCCACCACAAAGGCGCUGCUGCUCGCAGCUGCGGAUCCAGACAUCGCUGGCCCGAGGCAUCGGACUGCUUUGCACAUCAGCGUGGCCUGUGGCAGCGUAAAGCUCGCAUCCCUGCUCCUGUCGGCGCGAGCUUCCUUGGAUGCUGUGGACGAGGACGGUCAAUCUGCAAUGGACAUCGCCCAGCCCGGAUUCUUCGAGGCUGUGCAAGCUGCAUCCCCAGUCACAGGCAAGCACUGGUUGAAAAGGCUAGGCGAGAUCUGCCAGGUUUGUGCUGGAGCAUCGUGCUUGGGCUGA